Suricata suricatta (meerkat) is the source of this 2397-nucleotide messenger RNA. It is a transcript of the gene PDSS1, whose product is annotated as decaprenyl diphosphate synthase subunit 1. The record is from RefSeq and is a predicted model, not a curated record. Gene Ontology annotation, biological process: isoprenoid biosynthetic process; ubiquinone biosynthetic process. Gene Ontology annotation, cellular component: mitochondrion; transferase complex. Gene Ontology annotation, molecular function: prenyltransferase activity. NCBI's taxonomy places the organism in Eukaryota, Metazoa, Chordata, Mammalia, Carnivora, Herpestidae. The transcript is spliced from 17 exons. Bases 22 to 2088 code for a protein of 688 amino acids.
GCUGCCGACGCCGGCGUGCAGAUGCCCUACUUUAAUCUUGUGAAGACUUUAACAUCUGCUUUUUCAAAUAGGUAUAGUAUGUCACGGUUCCAUCACACCACGUCGGCCGCGGGCUGUUGUAGUAAAACACGGAGUGGUGAGAAAUACACCGACCCUUUCAAACUCGGCUGGAGAGACUUGAAGGGUCUAUAUGAAGACAUUAGAAAGGAACUAGUCAUCUCUACAGCCGAACUUAAGGAGAUGUCUGAAUACUACUUCGAUGGAAAAGGAAAAGCCUUUCGACCAAUUAUUGUGGUGCUAAUGGCCCGGGCGUGUAAUAUCCAUCAUAAUAACUCCCGAUAUGUAGCAGUGUCCCUGGCCUCCACCCACGAGAAGCCAGUCACACCUCUGGCCAAGUGUCCCCCAGAGACCAAAAUCAUCCCUGCUGUUGACUCCGAAGGCCCCGCUGCACAGACGUGCAUCCUGUCCUUUACACUUCAGCGUCUGCUUCCCAGAGAACCGGCCUGCCACAGAGUUCAGCAGACUAACUGUAGGUCCGGACUUAGUUUAUCAAAGAAACUGGAUCAAAAGUGGGACCCUGUGCCAGAGUCACAGGAAGAGAAGCCUUCAUCUUCAGAUUUGGGCUCUAGACCAUGUAUCUCAUCUAGAAGGAGAACAGGUCGUGAGCCAGGAGGACACUCAGAUGAAUUACCUGGUGAACGACAAAGCGCCGCAGAUCUGCUAGUGUCCCUUUCCUUUGACGAAGGCCCUGCCCUGUGUGCACUGACUGCUGGACGUGAACUUGAUGCAAUGAAGGGCGUCCUCCCCUCCCACCUCAUUGCAGCAGAUGUCGGGCCCUUGAUGAGAACUGGCUUCGUGAAGGUAAAGGGGAAAAUGGCUACAAAAGCCAAAGUAGAAAAUUCAAUGCAAGGAAUAGAGGGCUUUGAUGUCCCUGAUUGUAAAACAACUAGAGUGAAGGAUUCCAGAGAAUCCUCUGCUGAGGAAAAUGAAGAGAAAAUCACACAAGACUCCCAGUCCCAAGAAAGUGAAGGGAUAUAUAUGCAAGCAGGGGUGGGCCCCCCUGUGACCAUCUCUGCGGUGGGGGCCUCUCAGCCUGAGACUGGUCGGCCUUGCACAGGCCUGCCUUCCAGCCUCCUCCCUUUACUGCCUCAGCCAGAAGGACUGUGUGUCCGCCAGCCGUCCCCAGUGCCCAGCCUGGCGAGGGAAGGAUGUAAAAGCCGAGAGAUCCUGAGCCCUCCCGCUGCUAAUGACAGCGAGCGUCCGGCACAGCCGGCCUGCGGGCAGCGGCGGCCUGGGGGGCCUGGGGGGCCUGGGGGCCCUGGGGGUGAAGCGAGAGAGUUUGACGCUGUCCAUCCCCAGGCCUCCACUUCCUCCGCUCGGAGUUGGAGAGAGAGACUGCACACAAUCUCCGGGAACCGAUCCCGUUCCCACGAUGUGCUGAGUCCAUCCGCUGUUCUUGCUGGCGAUUUAAUUCUUUCCGCAGCAUCUAUGGCUCUGGCACGGAUUGGAAAUACAACUGUCAUAUCUAUUUUAACCCAAGUUAUUGAAGAUUUGGUGCGUGGCGAGUUUCUUCAGCUAGGGUCGAAGGAAAAUGAGAACGAGAGGUUCGCACACUACCUUGAGAAGACCUUCAAGAAGACCGCCAGCCUGAUCGCCAACAGUUGUAAAGCAGUCUCUGUCCUCGGGGGCCCUGACCCAGCGGUGCACGAGAUCGCCUACCAGUACGGGAAGAACGUGGGGAUCGCCUUCCAGCUGAUAGACGACGUGUUGGACUUCACCGCGUGUUCGGACCAGAUGGGCAAACCGACGUCCGCGGACCUGAAGCUUGGGCUGGCCACCGGCCCCGUCCUGUUCGCCUGCCAGCAGUUCCCAGAAAUGAAUGCUAUGAUCAUGAGACGGUUCAGCUUCCCGGGAGACGUGGACAGAGCUCGACAGUACGUGUUACAGAGUGACGGCGUGCAGCAGACCACCUACCUCGCCCAGCAGUACUGCCACGAAGCCAUAAGAGAGAUCAGUAAGCUUCGACCGUCCCCUGAAAGAGACGCCCUCAUACAGCUUUCAGAAAUUGUUCUUACAAGGGACAAAUGACAACGCUUUCUGUUAUUUCUGGCAGCUAUUUUACCAGACUGUGCCUAAAGGAUUUUGUGAAAUGUACUUUGCUUCACGUGCAGAUAACCAAAAAUCAUUUAAAGAAAAUCAUUUCAACCUUACUGAUGGGCAAUUUUUUUAUUGGCAGUUUUUCAGAAAACUUUUUAAAUGUAAUUAAACCAUCUGAAUCUGUCACUCUAGUCCUGCAAAUCCUCGUAGAGGUAUCUUGAUGGUUAUAUGUGGUAUUGUUUACACAGUUAAGAUCCACAUGUAAAGCCAUUACACAAAUAAAUAAUGUUAAAAUUCAAA